AACGACUCACUUCCGGAACGCUAUAUAUAUCAUACAACAGCGUGUUAUUCUAACAUCUGAUCGAGAUCUGCGGCAGCAAACAUGAACACUUUAGCACUGGUCAGCUUUGUUGGUCUCGUUGCAUUGAGCUCUGCAUCAAGAUGUUGUGCACCUCCACAGUUAGAGAGAAGCGAGUAUAUCGAGGGGAGAGAAAUGAUGGACGGGAAAAUGAUACCUGUCAAGGCUACAGCACGGACGGCUUAUGAUGCUACGAAUGAAAGAUUGAUGACUAAAUCAACAAUCACACGUGGACAGACAACAGAGACUAAACACAUUCUAAGUGAUUACAAACAAGGAUAUCAAUAUACUGUGGUAGAAGGUGCGUGUACCAAAUCGAGGCUUACUGGUCCAUUUCCCGCACAGUGCAUUCCAGAUAAUGCCUCGAAGGGCAUACCCAUGUAUUUUGGAGCAGGUGACAAAAAGAUCUUGGCAACAGAUUACAUAGUAAAAGACGCAGAUAUGAUAUCGUCUUUGUUGGUCACAGAGAAUUGUACACCGUUCUCUAAUACCACGACCUGUACAAGCGGAAAAACUCCAUACGUCGUGGCUAUUGCAUAUAAUGGAACCACACUUGGUAUUGCUGAUCCUGCCGUCUUCGAUAUCCCCCCAUCUUGUUCGCAUGAACACAGAGUCCCAGAUGUACAAGAAAAAUUGAAUUCUCAAGUCUGCUGCGUUCCUAAACAGUUCGAGUCACCAGGUGGUGCGUUGGGUUUAAUUGACGUGAACGGCAAAGCAUUGAAGCAAACUAUUUCCAUGAUGACCUCCUAUGAUUCCAUCAACAAGAAGACUGUGACAAAGUCAACCACCAUUGUUGAGAAUUAUCCGCCGACAAUCACAGUAGAGUUGAAGGACUAUGCUGCUGGGAAGCAGUACGAAGUCAAAAACGGGGUUUGUACCAAGGGUCCGCUGACCACUACUUUCCCAGACCAGUGCACGCCAGCCAACGCCACAUACUCGCCCAUCGUCAUGGGAACUGGUCCACACGCAGUAAAAGGAAGGAUUUAUAACUACAUGUAUAGUGGCAUCAAUAUGACAUUCAUCGUGACAGAAGAUUGCGUCCCUCUCACAGAAAUGCUGAACGGACACUCAGUCGCAAGUGUGGAAUAUUGGAUUGCCUUGGGCUACACUGGACUGACAACGGGAAUCAAAGACCCGUCGGUAUUCAACGUACCAGCCAGCUGCGGAGAUGAUAUGGAUCCUUUAGUACCUGUUGUGCAGCUUGGUUAGACACUAACCCAUCAACACAAACAUCGACAAACUUUAGAUGCCAGUAUAGCGAAACCGGUAUAACCACAGACAGCUCGAUCGUAAAAUGUGCGAGCCAACCAAAAUGUCUUUCUUAACAUAAAAAAAUAAUGACGAUAAAAUAAUUCACGCAGUUAAUUGUGGUUGUUCUUCAAUAAAAUUGAUAAUGUUUUCAGUUUGAUAUGUAACUUGUGUGUUUAAUGAUCUUUACCAUGCGCAUGUAUUAACGAAUUAGAACUAGUACUAGAAUACUCGAUAAAUGAACUGGUAACUGUAUGAAAUAUGUUUCAAAUGUAUAAUUUCAGAAUUUGGUUAUGUGAGUUAUAAAAAAUGUAUUUUUCAAACCUC
Molecule: messenger RNA, 1632 nt
Organism: Mizuhopecten yessoensis (Yesso scallop)
Lineage: Eukaryota; Metazoa; Mollusca; Bivalvia; Pectinida; Pectinidae
Exons: 11
Coding region: 82-1266 (394 amino acids)
Biological process (GO): cell-matrix adhesion
Cellular component (GO): lysosome; extracellular region
Molecular function (GO): calcium ion binding
Source: RefSeq, a predicted model, not a curated record